AUGGCGGAAGAGCAGGAUGGUGCGUCGAGCAAGGGAUGGGGCUGGUUACGGCAGGUUCAGAGCACGACGCAGCAGUUGGGGCAGAUCUGCACGGAGGGAGUCGGAGAGGCGAAGAGGAGGCUGGAAGAGAACCGCCCCGGCAUCGACCAGUUCGUGAAGAACAUCGGAGACAACAUGCAGCAGGGCGUCAAGAAAGUGCAAGAGAACCUCGUUCGAGACCCUUGGUCCUCCCCUCCCACCGCCGCCGAGCUGGCGUCCCUAGACCUCGUCUACGUCAACGACCGCGUCAUCGCCAUGGGCUUUCCGGUAGACAAGCGACCCCCCUCCGCCGCGCCCGGUGUGGAAGGUCCAUCUCCUCCUCCCCGAGCGAGUGCAACGACGAGGGCGGGAAACGACAUCGAUCUCGUGGCGGCGCUGUUGAGGAGCCGCCACGCGGGGCACUACAUGGUCUGGAACGUGUCGGAAGAGGGCUACGAUUACUCGUUGUUCCAGGACCAGGUGUUGGAGUUUCGAUUCCCGGGACACCCCGCCCCCCCCCUGGGGAUGCUCUUCAAGAUGUGCACCUCUAUUGAGAGCUGGCUCUUGGCGGACCCUAAGAACGUGGCUGCGGUGCACUGCCUCACGGGCCGCGGGCGGACCAGCACGGUCCUGGCGUGCUACUUGGCUUGGGUCGGCGAGGUUUCCGCACCGUCGGAGGCGUUGGAGCACGUCGCCUCUUGCAAGGGCGUUGCGAUGGAACGGCUCACGAUCCCCAGCCAGCGCCGCUACCUCUCUUACUUCUCCAGCGUCAUGGAGGGGGUCAGGCCGCGCUCCGAGCCGUUGCUCCUGCGGCGCGUGAUUAUGAACACCAUCCCUACUUUCGGGACGAAAAACGGAGGCGUUAUCGGGCCGGGGAAGGGGGCGGCGGCGAAGGCGGAAGAGGAGGCGGUGGCGGCGGGCGGGGAGGGGGAGGACGGGGCGCUUGGGUGCUGCCCGUACAUCCAGGUGUUCAAGGGAGGGGCGCUCAUCUUCACGGCCACGUACCGCCCCUCCGAGGGCCUGGCGAAUACUAGCAGCGGGGCCCCCGGCGCGGCGGGAGACGGGGAAGACGCGUCGGCCGGGGAGGGGGAACGGCUCCCGUGGGCGUACACGAGCGACGACAGCAUCUCGUUUCCGGUGGACUGUGUGUUGCAAGGAGAUCUGCUGGUCCGCUGUCGUCACGUAAGCCCCACCGGCCGACGGGUUUCGAUGUUUAGGGCGGCGUUUCACACGGGGUACGUGCCCUGCGGGGUGCUGAGACUCACCAAGCAGCAGCUCGACGGGGCCUGCGCCGAUGACCGAUUUCACCAGGACUUCUUCCUGGACCUCAUUUUCGCCCCUGUAGAGGCCACGCCAAGUUCCUCCGCUUCGAAAGCCGAAACGAAACCGGAACCCGAGGGUGACACCGUCGACGCGUUGGAACCGACACCGGAAGGCGAGGCUGCCACGGCGGCGGCUGGGGAAGGAGAAGAAAACGCCACCACUGGAAAACCGGAGGGGGCGGCGGCGAACGAGACGGAGAACAGCGCUGUUGCGAGAAGGGAAGGCGGCCUUGUCGUGGAUGCCGAUGCUGGAGAAGCGUUUGACUCCAUGCUGAACAGAGACGCCAGAUUUUGGGGAGAGAUCGCCGCAAGAAAGGAACGGAGAGCCGUUCUCCUCAAGGAGCGCGAAGAGGCGCGCGCGCGAGGAGAGGCGCCGGAGAGUGCCAUCGACACCGCGAGGGCAAAGGCCAUCAAGCAGAAGGAGGCGGCCGCGGCGGCGGGGGCGGCGGGGCUGCGUUUCAGCAUCGACGAAGAUGAGGCUUUGCAGGCCGGGAGGAACCGCUGGGGCGCGAGUUCGGCCGCAUCGACCGGCGGCGGCGGCACCGACACCGCCGCUAACGCCUCCGCCGCCCCCUCCUCCUCGAAACCUGCGGGCGGCAUCACCGACGACGACCUCCUGGCACAGUUGGCCGAGGCCGAGAUGGAGCAGGACGAGUUUCCGGCGGGCGGCCUUGGGGGCGGGGAUGGUGCCGUCGGCGUCCCCGGGUCAGUGUUGACCUCCCCUGGUGUGACGCCCCCGGCGCCCCCCGUAGCGGCCUCCUCCGGGGUUUCCAGUUCCGGAGAGAGUGGCAAGGGCGCGAGUAGCGGCAGCGAGGGGGCUGGGGCGGUAGAGGCGGUGGGAGCGGAGAGGAACAAGGAGAACAGCGCAUCGCAACAAGACGACGGAGUUUUGGACUUCGAUGAUCCGGAGUUUGACACUUUGGAUGCGGCAGGGGCGGCAACGCAGGGAGGAACGGGAACGGCGGCUUCAGAGGGGAUGGGUGGAGCGGCACCGGCCGGUGGUGCUACCGCUGCCAGUAAAUCAGCCGGAGAGACACUGGGGGACGAGUUAAGCCAGCUGGAGGAGUUAGAGAGGGAGCUCGGGAUUAUGGGGGUGGUGGGUGAUUCUGCGGGGGGCGGUGGUGGUGGCGGUGGUGGCAACAAGGCGGCGCCGGAAGGGGGGGCGGAGGUUGGCAAGAGCGACGACGGCUUUGACAUCGACAACUUGGAUGAGUUGGAGGGUUAUUUGGAGAGCUUGGCGAAGUGA
This is a messenger RNA of Ectocarpus siliculosus, 2586 nucleotides long. NCBI's taxonomy places the organism in Eukaryota, Phaeophyceae, Ectocarpales, Ectocarpaceae. The record is from the annotation of a GenBank genome assembly.